AUGCUACUUCACAACUUCGUGGCGCACAUCGCCAACACCAGUCCUCAACUCAGCGCAACACUCACCGUUGCCGAUUUUGUUCAAUUCAUCUCCUUGGCCUCCGAGGUUCAGCAUAGCGCUGGAGUGGCCUUGCGCCUCACAUCAAACCGAUCUGUUUUAGCUUUCCUCACAACUGCAUUAACACCCCAGUUUGCCAACCACCUCAUGCAAGAUCUGUGGAGUUUAUCAUUUCCGUACUUAACAUGUUUUGACCCUGUUGGGGCCAUCCGAACUUUUGGUCACCAUUCUGACUUGACAACUCCAAUACACGAACGUUACUUACGGCCACCGGUUUCGCACUGUCUCGCUUGCCCAAAAGCCUGCAAGUUACACGUUCACACCCGCCUCAAUGGCUACCUGUUCGACACAGAUGGGGUGCAUACGGUUCAGACAGUGAUCUUGGAUUGUCCAGGCUGUAACGCUAUGUAUCGGCCCAGUUACUACACCCACAACGGUAUGCGACACUAUUGUACUUUGCAAAUGGGACGUGACGACACCAUUCUCCAUGUACACUGCCACUAUUACAUCACAAACCGGCUGGGACACCUCUUCCGCGUGAUUCAAAUGCUUGCUCAUGUCUCGCAUUUCAAUUUGACCAAUUGGUAUAACGAAAUCUAUGUCGAAGAGGUAGAUAUUCCGCAGUUCAACAAGGGCUUUUCGCCGGCUAUGUCCGAGGCGGUGUGCCUAGAUGGCCUUGAAUUGCGGGCCCUCAUAGGCCACAAAGAUCGACGACAGCAGCAACUGUCACUGCCUGCCAAAGGCAAUGACGAUGUCCGUUUGGACGAAGCCAUCGCGUCCCACCUUGAAAAACUCGAUAUUGAAGGGACUAGGUUCCGAGACCACUACUGCAGUAGCUGUGUCCGUGUGAAUUCUGGUGGUAUUGAUCCUGAUACGGGUGAGGAAAUCUUGAUGGGUAUACGUGCCGUGGUGACCGACGGGCUUACGAUUGGCCACUGGAGAUGCAGUGCCUCCACGGAUCAGCUGGCUGAACUCGCAAAGAAUUCAGGACAACCCUCACCCGAAGGGCCUUGCACAAACCGACUGCAAAACAUUAACGAUUGGUUCUGUACCUACCACUAUGGGCUCCUAGGCAAUCGAUGCCAUGCACAACCGUGCUGA
This is a messenger RNA of Melampsora larici-populina 98AG31, 1158 nucleotides long. RefSeq lists its product as uncharacterized. Lineage: Eukaryota; Fungi; Basidiomycota; Pucciniomycetes; Pucciniales; Melampsoraceae. The record is from RefSeq and is a predicted model, not a curated record. The transcript has 4 exons. Bases 1 to 1158 code for a protein of 385 amino acids.